AAAGAAACAUACAAAAGCGACGCCUGCUCAGUGUGCCAAAAAGAAGGACGCAAAUUAAAAUAUAUAUUUACUAGAGAAUUUUUCGAAACAUAAGAAACCAAAAACUCGCUGCCAAAAUGCCGCGCACAAAGAUAACAAAAAAUUCGAAAAGAAAUCGCGAGGCGGCCAAUCGUGAGGAAAAGAUACGCACCUACGAAUUAAAAAUGGAUUCCGUACUGAUGAGCAUCGACGACUUGGAGAUGCGCUACAAAUCGAUGGUGGAUACACAGCUGCAGAUGAUCACCUCGCGGCUGCAAACCGAGCUGCGCGAAAUGAAAAUGUGCGACUUUCUGGAGCUGCUGCUCACUCUCGAGCACUUUUCCAACUUCAAGGCCAGCGAUCAGACUCAGCAUUUCGGCUCGCAAUCCAUGUGCAGCAAUACAACAAACGGCGGCGGCGCCAGUACCAACAUCUGCACAGCCGCAACAGCGACCAGCAGUCGCAAUGAUGAGGGCUACCUUACAGAGGACAGCAGCCUGGGCGGUGCCAUCAGCAGCAAUAGCGUAAGCACCAUGUCCGCUUACACUGGUUCCAUGCUGCGCUCGGCCAAGGCCAUGCGCACACCUGGACCGCUGCAUUCGGCGCGUGCGCGUCGCGAGCGUCGCAGUCGCUCCGCUUGUGGUGCCUCCAAGGUGCUGGUGAAUACGAGCAGCGCUGUGGCCAGCAGCAGCAGCUCGAAUGCGCUGCGCAAUUCACGCAGCAAGAUGCGCACACCGAUGGCAUCGCGUCCAAAGGCAUUUAGCGCAGAUCGUACGCCGCGGCUUCUAAAGAAGCGCUCCUCUUCGCCAUCCACGCCGCCCAUGGCCUUUCUACGCUGGCCCAAGCCCGGCGAGGUGGCGCUCUCCAAGUUCGGCAGCCCCAUUGUGUCCCAGGUCAUGCCAGACAAGUUUGCCAAUGUCAAUAUACCCAUACGCAAUGGCGUAUUAUCGCUGCGGCCCAAGAAGUUAUCCGAGAUCAAGGCGGAUCUGUUAGAGAAUCUGGAUGCGGACACUUUAAGCCAAAUAAAGACAUUGCAUGAGAACUUGCAAUUGAUUGUUAACACGGCCAACAAGGCCGGCUUCAAGUAGCUCCCCAAACGUCGAAAGCCUACAAACAUAAAUCUUUAAUCUAUAUAUAUAUAUAUAUGCCUAAUCUAUAUACAUACGUAUUUUAUGUUCGUUUAGUUUAAGUUCAGUUCGCAGUUGCUAAUCCAUU
Messenger RNA from Drosophila novamexicana, 1233 nucleotides. RefSeq names its product borealin. Gene Ontology annotation, biological process: mitotic sister chromatid segregation. The transcript is spliced from 3 exons. The record is from RefSeq and is a predicted model, not a curated record. Bases 117 to 1106 code for a protein of 329 amino acids. Gene Ontology annotation, cellular component: chromosome, centromeric region; chromosome passenger complex; spindle midzone. NCBI's taxonomy places the organism in Eukaryota, Metazoa, Arthropoda, Insecta, Diptera, Drosophilidae.